AUGCUCUCAAUGGGAUUCUCCCGUUUCUGGGCAGGAACAGUCGUCUUCUUUGUGAGCGCCAUUUUCCACGAACUGCUGGUCUCAGUCCCGCUGAAAAUGCUGCGUCUGUGGGCCUUCAUGGGCAUGCUGGGCCAGCAGCCCUACGCCCUCCUCGUCCACCACUACUGCCCCCAGGGCGGCAAAACCGGCAACAUUGCUGUCUGGCUGACUCUGAUUGUUGGCCAGCCGCUGGCUCUCUACAUGUACUUCCAUGACUACUAUGUGCAGCAGCAACUGAAGCACUGA
Molecule: messenger RNA, 285 nt
Organism: Dibothriocephalus latus
Lineage: Eukaryota; Metazoa; Platyhelminthes; Cestoda; Diphyllobothriidea; Diphyllobothriidae
Source: the annotation of a GenBank genome assembly